UCGCGUAGUGCGUUUAAAUGUGUCUGUGUAUGUGCCGUGGUAUCGUGUGUAUUAACAAGAGAUCUCGCUUCGUUUCCUAUCCAUGAACGCUUUCCACACCUUUCACGCGUAGGGAAAGCGGAAGAAUCAAUCGGCAGCGCAAACAGUAAACAGAACGUGCGACUGGCUUCACCGACACUGGCGAAUUUCCAAUGAUAACGGCUGCAAACGACGUCUCUAGUCUCGCGUGAGAAGCGAAAUGGCCAAGCUGGUGGACGUGUAUCGGUCCUCAACACAUCUCAGCCGACGGCAGUUGCCCCUCGAGGUGGAUGAGUCGCUAACGAUGGUCAUGGAUUUGAAGUCGUUUGGUUUAAUUGCUGAUACUCAACAAGUAAAAGGUAAAGAGUUGGAUGAAAUCAGCCGGAAAAUUGUCUUGCUCACGCCCGCCGAGUUAAAAAUGGCACUGCAAGUGUCGCGUUUAGAAAUUCUUCAUGUUCUAAACCAGUCAGUUCCUUGCGUUGGAUGCCGCCGAAGUGUCGAACGAUUAUAUUACAAACUCUUCAAAAACGACUACCCAACAUUUGACCCACUCAUCAUCCAUUCAGAAGGCAUCGUCACAAUCCGCGAAGACAAACAGAACUCACCCCAAUUCCUUAGCAGUAUAUUCCAUGGUCACAGCGCUCGCUUGAAUAACCUAGUUGACAGUCAGCCGAGAAGGAACAAAAAAAGCCACCGCUGCCUGCUGCAUUCGCUCGACUCGCAGCGCAGCCGGCCGAUUACGCCCGCCUGGCGCGACGUGUGGGAUUGCAUGCGUGCGGAGUGCAAGCGCGAUGUGUGCACCAUUAAAGAUGCCAGUCUGCGUGCCACGCUAGAGACAUACUUGCGGAAACAUCGGUUUUGUGGGGAUUGUCGGACGAAAGUACAAAAGGCAUACAGCUUGCUCAUUGAGGAACCGGAACCCAGCAAGGAGAAAUCUUAUGUUGGUGCGCUUUAUGCAGGAAUCAAGCCGUGUAUCGAGCAGAAGCACAUUCAUCUUCAAACCAAGACUGAGUAUAUUGCUAAAUUAAUUGGACGGGCUGAACCUGAACUACUUGGAAGCCGUCGAGAAAGACAUGCGAAAACCUUAGAAAUCGCUCAAGAAGAAGUCCUUACAUGCAUCGGCAUUUGCAUGUACGAACGUCUUCAUCGCAUUUACAUGCGGAUGAAAGAAGAGGAGUGCACGUGCCAAGUAUUCGCCGCCGUCGCUGUGGAUGCGCUCUGUCGCAGUUUCGAGACUGCCGUUGAGCGCAAACAAGGCAUCUCGCAAUUGGAGUUGUUGUAUGCUGAGCACCGCGAAGAGCAACAGAAACAAAUUCGUAAAGCAAAAAAGCUUAAACGAAAACGAAAGAAAGGUAAGGCAGGGGAUGCGGCCGGUAAGGAGAACUGCAACGAGGAGGAAUGCCCUGUGGAGUUUGAUGAAAAGGAUGAGAGUGAUAAAGAGUGUCGCUGUGGUGAUGGCAAUGGUAAGGAGAAAUGCGAGCCGCUUAAUUGUCGUAAUUCCGCGCAGAAUGGAAAUGGUAAUAAAUCUGUUCAGUUGUCGCCAAAGAAGUUGCAUAAUCAUAGUCAUCAUAAUGGCGGAGGUGGGGGAGGGACAUUGGCAGACGCUGGUGGGUGUGGUGUGGGAUGGCACGGAAAGAUGGGAGUGGCCAAACAGAAAUGUGAUAGUAACUUUAUUCCACGUGAGAGGGUGGCUCGUGACCACUCGCACGAUUGUGGCUAUUCGUCAGAGAAUAACAACGGCUGUUGCGAGUCAGAGUCAUUGUCGAGUGUGCCCAGCUCGCCGGAUGGCUCGGAGUUGGCGUGUUCGGAUGGUUGCUGCCCGGUUGAGCAUAUCGUCGAUGACAACUACUUUAAUCCUAGCAGGCUUACUGCCUACGGCGCAGGUCAUCAGCUUAGUUUACAGGAGAUGCUUGAGGAGGAAUUUUACUGUGAUGGAACAGAUUACAUAACGCCCGAAGAGGUGCGCGAGUUCAAAUCGAAUACGCAUGUUGAAGAAGUCCGGCAGCAAUUACGUGAGACGCUGAAGAAGCGUUUUGCACAGCUGUGCGCCACUGGGCCACUGCAAAUGCCACGGUUUUUUGUGACUAGCAAGUACACGACGAAUUGAUACAAACACCACGCGCCUAGCUUAGUUUAGCAUCAAAAUUUACUCUAUCGCAAUUAGUUUGAAUUUAAUUAAUUAUUGCCAGUUUUGUGCUGUCAUAGGGGGCGCUGUCAACACUCGUGUUUUAGCCCCGUCAACGGCAAACUGUUUUAUUGCAUUCCACAGGCAAAUGCACAUUAUCAUGGUGUUUGUCUUUUUUAAUCAAAUUUGGUUGCUAGUUGACAACAUGAGAGAUUAAUUGAUGCUGAUUGGAGGCGUGGAUUAUACUGUUUACAUUGCAUGUUAACAAUGCAGAUUUGCAGGCGUUUGGUUAGCGUUCUGUAAUUAACGUUGGUUCUAAAUAAAUGAGACAAUUGAAUUUGUCAAACUUCA
Molecule: messenger RNA, 2494 nt
Organism: Dalotia coriaria
Lineage: Eukaryota; Metazoa; Arthropoda; Insecta; Coleoptera; Staphylinidae
Product: gametogenetin-binding protein 2-like
Cellular component (GO): nucleus; cytoplasm
Source: RefSeq, a predicted model, not a curated record